Messenger RNA from Eremomyces bilateralis CBS 781.70, 981 nucleotides. Its product is annotated as cytochrome c and c1 heme-lyase. The coding region runs from base 169 to 981 and encodes 270 amino acids. Gene Ontology annotation, biological process: cytochrome c-heme linkage. Gene Ontology annotation, cellular component: mitochondrion. The record is from RefSeq and is a predicted model, not a curated record. Gene Ontology annotation, molecular function: holocytochrome-c synthase activity. The transcript is spliced from 2 exons. NCBI's taxonomy places the organism in Eukaryota, Fungi, Ascomycota, Dothideomycetes, Eremomycetales, Eremomycetaceae.
ACUGUAUAGUAAUUAAUUAUCGAAUUGCAGUCCGUCAUCCGUGGCAAUAUCACAGCAGCGUAAAUCCACCUCAAGUUUCUGGAUCUCUUGCCUUCAGACAUCGCACAUAAUCGGAACUCUACCGCUAUCACUAUCUCAGACGUCAACUGCUGGCGUGCCAUCGCCGUCAUGAGCAACAACUCGGACAAAUCUUCAGCCACAUCAUGUCCAAUUGAUGACAAUGCUCGCGCAGCCUGGCUGCGACAGAACAAUUCCAACUCCUCCUCCCCCCCGCCGUCCAAUAAGCCGGAUACGUCACCAGACCCAUCAUGUCCAGUCGAUCACAACUCUCGCUCGGCGUGGCUGCAGAUGAACAAAUCCAACCCGUCCCCUCCCUCGCCACCCGACGCGUCGACCAUCCUUUCGCAACUCCCUUCACCGCACCCGAAACUAGGAUCGACCCGUGAGGUCUCCACCAUACCGCGCGGAGAAUCCUCGCCCUCGCAAGGCAGCUACCCCUCGAACCAUGAGAUUGAGUCCGGCAUUGACAAGUCGGGCAAGUGGAUCUACCCGUCCGAAAAGAUGUUCUUCGAUGCGAUGAAGCGGAAAGAGCACGAUCCGAGGGCGGAGGACAUGCGCGCGGUCGUACCGAUACAUAACGCGGUCAAUGAGCGGGCAUGGAAGGAGAUUAUAGCAUGGGAGAAAGGCCAGGGAGCGGAAAACAGAUGCGGUGGCCCGAAAUUGCUAUCGUUCUCGGGCAUGUCUACACAACUGACACCUCGCGCCCGCUUUAAUACAUUACUCGGUUACCAAGCGCCGUUCGAUCGACAUGACUGGGUCAUCGACCGCUGCGGAACCCGAGUCGAGUACGUGAUUGACUUCUACCAGGGCCGAAACGAAGGAAGGGAAGGGAAACCCCUCAACUUUUACCUCGACGUGCGACCCAAACUAAACAGUUGGGAAGGAUGGAAAGCGAGGGUGGCGCGUACGAUCGGUCUAUGA